GCCUAUCUCUGAAAGGGUUACCAGGAAAUCCUGGAACCUUAGGCCCACCAGGAAUGAAGGGUCUUCAAGGAAUUCCUGGAAAUCUGGGAAUGCCCGGUCCAAUUGGCAUGCAAGGCCAUCCAGGCCCAGCGGGCGCCAAUGGGAUCCCUGGCUUUCCUGGACCUGCUGGCAACAAAGGGAGCCAAGGCUUUCAGGGAUAUCCAGGAGCAACAGGUCCACGUGGAUUUCCAGGAAUUUCUGGACCACCAGGACAACCAGGGAAUGAUGGAAUAAGAGGCCCUGAUGGUGAAUUUGGGUUAAAAGGAAGAAAAGGAGAAAGAGGGGACCCAGGGGAAGAUUCUCUGCCUAGAAUCAUUUAUGAAAAAGGCACUUCAGGAGUCUCAGGUGCUCCUGGUGACAGUGGAAUAACAGGCCCGAGAGGUGAAAAAGGGUUGCCUGGGAACUCAGGACUCCCCGGAUUGCCUGGCAGGAUUGGUUUUCCAGGCUCCGAGAAAGGUUUUCUUGGGAUAAGGGGACCAUCGGGUCUUCCUGGACAGCAAGGGGCAAUGGGACAAAAAGGUGAAAGAGGCAUUGUUGGUUUUCCAGGAAUGAGGGGGGAGAAGGGUGACAGAGGACAAUCAGGGUCACCUGGACUUGAAGGUACACCUGGUUGUAAAGGAGAAAAAG
Rhincodon typus (whale shark) is the source of this 666-nucleotide messenger RNA. RefSeq names its product collagen alpha-4(IV) chain-like. The transcript has 5 exons. The record is from RefSeq and is a predicted model, not a curated record. Lineage: Eukaryota; Metazoa; Chordata; Chondrichthyes; Orectolobiformes; Rhincodontidae. The annotation marks the transcript as partial.